Jatropha curcas is the source of this 799-nucleotide messenger RNA. RefSeq names its product ralf-like 22 (gene RALFL22). The record is from RefSeq and is a predicted model, not a curated record. Gene Ontology annotation, biological process: calcium-mediated signaling. NCBI's taxonomy places the organism in Eukaryota, Viridiplantae, Streptophyta, Magnoliopsida, Malpighiales, Euphorbiaceae. Gene Ontology annotation, cellular component: plasmodesma.
AGCUGUUGUCUCAAAGCUUAGUAAGAGAAGGAAUAAAGAAACCUAGCACAGAAACAUAAACACCCACUGCCAUUUGCUAGUAUUAAACAAAGAGGAGAAAGAGAGAGAGAGAUAUCGGAAAAUCAAGAAAGAAAGAAACCCUCCAUUCAAGAAAGAAAGAGGGAGGAGUAGAAGAGAGAGUUUUAUUUUUCCCUUUCAUUGUGGUUUAAAUUUCUUGACAGAGAAUGGCUAAAUCGAUAACUUCUUGUUUCUUGAUGUGCGGUGCGAUGUUAAUGAUCCUGAUCUUGAUGAGUGGAACAUCCACCGUUGAAGCAAGUGGGGAUCACCACCAGCAAAGCCUAGGAUGGAUACCCAUCAGAUCAUCCUGCAAAGGGUCCAUAGCCGAGUGCUUGGCCAGUGACGACGGCGGAGAGGAGUUUGAGCUGGACUCAGAGAUCAGCAGGCGCAUUUUAGCAACAAGCAACUACAUCAGCUAUGGCGCACUGCAGAGGAACACUGUGCCUUGCUCUAGGCGUGGAGCCUCCUACUACAAUUGCCAAAAUGGGGCCCAAGCCAACCCCUAUACUCGCGGUUGCAGUACCAUUACAAGGUGCAGGAGUUAAGAUUUUAUUUUAUUUUUAAUUUUUUUGGUUUUACCAUUUUCAUUUGAAAGAUUUAUGAAGGAGAGGAGAGGAGAAGUUGGUGGUGAUUUACCUCUUGUUAUUGAUGAAAAUAUUGUUGCCAUAAAUUAUAUUUUAAUUUCUUUGUAAAAGAUUAUUGUGAUUAAUCUUAUUUUUUCAAUGGGUGUUUUGCUUUUAUA